Messenger RNA from Branchiostoma belcheri (Belcher's lancelet), 1014 nucleotides. Its product is annotated as mitochondrial import inner membrane translocase subunit Tim8 A-like. The coding region runs from base 106 to 378 and encodes 90 amino acids. NCBI's taxonomy places the organism in Eukaryota, Metazoa, Chordata, Leptocardii, Amphioxiformes, Branchiostomatidae. The record is from RefSeq and is a predicted model, not a curated record. The transcript has 2 exons.
CUGCAUUUCCGUCACCAAUGAGAGGUCGUGGUAGUGGUGUGGAAUUAUGGUGUAUCGAUAGAGCAGAGUACAACAGUGCCGUUUGUCUUUAUUGCAGCGAAAAGAAUGGAUUCUUUUGGAUCAAACGCUGGUGCAGGUGGACAGAUAGAUCCACAGAUGCAGCACUUCAUCGAGGCGGAGACGCAGAAGCAGCGGUUCCAACAGUUAGUGCACGGACUAACCGACACGUGUUGGGAGAAGUGUAUGGACAGACCGUCCACCAAACUUGAUGGAAGGACAGAGACGUGUUUUGUCAACUGUGUGGAAAGAUUUAUCGACACCAGUAACUUUGUCCUCAACCGCCUCCAGAGUAAAGCAGGGACGGGCGAGCUCCAUUAGAGCUGGCAGUUCUGAGGAGCAGUCCCGGGGAGCAGUUCUGUGGAGUGGUCCUGAGGAGCAGUUCUGAGGAGUGGUCCUGAGGAGCAGUUCUGAGUAGUGGUCCUGAGGAGCAGUUCUGAGUCCUGAGGAGCAGUCCUGAGUUCUGAGGAGCAGUCCCAGGGAGUAUUGUCUGAUCAUGAGGAGCAGUCCUGAGGAGUGGUCCUGAGGAGUACUCCCGUGGAGCAGUCUUGAAUAGUGCUCCCAAGGAGUAGUCCUGUACUGUGAGCAGUUCUGAGGAGUACUCUGUAGUCCAGAGGAGUAAUAGUACUGAGGAGUAAUUCUGAGGAACAUAGUGGACUUUACUAUAGACACAGCUGUGCUGAUAAUGUACAACUUGUACAUGUAUGAUAGCUAGUAAUAGAUGACGUCCAGGCAAUUGUAGGGCAUGCAGUCGUACAUGUUUAGUUGCCUGUUCCUAGCAGACUGAAGCUAACAAGCCUGGUCUCCGGAUCCAGGCUAAGAUAUUCCAAACUCUAACCCUAAUCAUAGACGUUUGUAGCUACAAUUGAUACACCUGAUACCAAAACCUUUUUAUUUCAUGUGUAUUUCUUUGGCAUGAAUAUACAUGUAUUUUAAUAAAUACCAAGAAUACAUGUA